UGAAAAAAAAAAAAAAAAUGGAGGUGAAGUUGAAGAGCAGUUUAAUGAUAAAGCCGGCAGAGACAACAUGGAAAGGUUGUUUAUCUCUAUCAGAGUGGGAUCAAAUUGGAUUCAUAAACCAUAUUCCCACCACAUAUUUCUACCGGCUAAGUCCGACGACACCGUUUGACGACUCCAUGAGCAACACCCUCAAAGAAUCCUUGAGCCGAGCACUUGUUCCAUUCUAUCCACUAGCAGGCCGUCUUCGGAGGAUCGAUGGAGGCCGACUCGUGCUCGACUGCAACGCCAUAGGGGUCCAAUUCAUCGAGGCCGAGUCCAAAACCAAACUAGAAGAAUUCGGUGACUUUUAUUCUUCUUCAUCAGAAAUACUGGGUCAGCUUAGCCCAUCAGUGGACUACACCAGUCCAAUUGAUGAGCAACCGCUUUUCCUUGUCAAACUCACCAGGUUCUCCUGCGGAAGCAUAAGCCUAGGCACUACCAUUUCACAUGUCAUCGUCGAUGGUCUGAGCGCCUCGCAUUUCAUCACUGAGUGGGCCCGGUUGGCCCGCGGCGAGCCCUUGUUGAAAAUGCCGUUUCUCGAUCGAAAGGCUUUGCGAGCCGGCGAUCCGCCGUCCCGGCUUUCGACUCCUCAUCUCGACCGUUCGGAUUUUCAUCAUCCUCCGCUGUUGAUCGGACAUUCUUGCAGCGUAGACGAGAGGAAGAAGAAAUGCAGCGGAGCAUUAUUAAAGCUUUCGCAAGAACAUGUGGCAAAAUUGAAAAUAAUGGCAAAUGAAGGACGGAAUAUGAACAGCAAACCCUAUACGAGAUAUGAGAUCCUUGCAGGGUUCAUUUGGAGGUGUGCUUGCAAAGCAAGAAAGCUCGAGGACGAGCAGCCGACGACGUUAGGCAUCUGCGCCGAUUCGCGUAAGCGAAUGCGGACGAUGUUGCCGGCCGAGUAUUUCGGCAACGCCUCGUUUAUCGUGACCGCCACUAGCAAUGCAGGCGAGUUGCUGUCGAAGCCGUUAGGGUUCGCGGUGAGCAAAGUGAGAGAAGCGAUUGGGAAAGUGACAGAGGAAUAUGUUUGGUCGGCUAUUGAUUACUUGAAGUCUCAAUCGGACUUGACCAAGUUUCAAGACUUCAAUGGGCUGUGGAGUUGCAAAGGACCUUACUUUGGAAACCCUAAUGUUGUUGUUAUGAGUUGGAUGACUUUGCCAGUUUAUGGUCUUGAUUUUGGAUGGGGAAAAGAAAUUUAUAUGGAUCCCGGAACUCAUGAGCAUUUUGAUGGAGAAUCAUCCAUCCUUUCCAACCCUGAUGGAGAUGGAUCUUUGCUUGUCAAAAUGGAUUUACAUGUGGAGCAUAUGGAAAGCUUCAAGGAGCAUUUCUAUAAUGAUAUCAGGUAGCAAUGUAAAUCCGUGGGGGAGAACAAAAAAAUUUAUCAAAGGUGACAAUGAUACAUAUGCUAUAAUUUUCUAGAGGUACAUCUAGCGCCUGCUUAAUUACAUGUAAUUGUGGUGUGCUAUAAAGUCCAGUAGAAUAAAAUAGGAUACAUAUAGUUAACUAAUCCUACAAUCAAAUUUGAUAUGCGUAUGUUCCGAAAAGAAGAAUGACAAAAUUAUAAAGGAUGUUUAUUAGUUUGUUGUGGAUCUGUAGGGCGUGCCUUUCUUGCUUAU
Molecule: messenger RNA, 1649 nt
Organism: Ziziphus jujuba (common jujube)
Lineage: Eukaryota; Viridiplantae; Streptophyta; Magnoliopsida; Rosales; Rhamnaceae
Product: spermidine hydroxycinnamoyl transferase
Exons: 1
Coding region: 18-1379 (453 amino acids)
Molecular function (GO): acyltransferase activity, transferring groups other than amino-acyl groups
Source: RefSeq, a predicted model, not a curated record